Durusdinium trenchii is the source of this 1564-nucleotide messenger RNA. Lineage: Eukaryota; Dinophyceae; Suessiales; Symbiodiniaceae. The record is from the annotation of a GenBank genome assembly.
GUUGCACAUUUUUACUGAUAGAGAAGUGGGUGCCUCAUGCAGCACUGGAUGAGCAGCUCUGAUGGCUGGGAAGGCUGGGGUGCACUGAGUGGUGAGCUUUUUUCCAGACCCUUACUGGAGAGAGCCUUCGGAAGUGGGCAAUCCCUUGCCAGCUUGACGCAGCAUUUGGGUUGUUUCUUGGAGAAUGCAUCAACGGCUCCUCCUCAGCCGCUACAGGCCCAUACAUGGAAAGUGGGCUACUCUGUCGGCCUGAAGAUUUAUUGGGAAGAGUUUGAAGACCAACUUGCUGCAGAUCAGCGAUAUAGUGAGCUUUGGUGGUCCAAAGUCUUUCUGGAUCCUGAAGGCCAUGUGACCAAGUGCUGCACGGCAGCUCUCGAUCCCAAGGGUGUCGGGGUGGCGAAGCUCAUAAUCUCUGCGCGACUGGAGGGCUUCGGUGAUGUUGAAAGCUGCCCAAUGGAAGCGAUGCAAAAGGGUGAAGCCCCGUUUAUUCCCGCGGAGCGGCUGCCAGGUCUACCAAGGGCUUUGCAGCUACUGUGGGACAAACUGGCCUCAAGAGUUGCGAUCAAAAAUUCAGUUUCCUGGCUCUAUGGGGACUCAUUGUGCUACUUCGAUGUUGAUGAACACCCUGGAGUGAAAAACUACGUCGCUUUGACGAUCGACGACGUGCCUUGUCGCCUGGGGCCUAAGAACUCCAUGAUACCGCACGUCAGAGACCUUUUAAAGAAGCACAAGGCUCAGGCGACCUUCAUGCUGAUGGGCAAGUUCAUUCCUGGUAAUGAAGCUGACUUGGUGUCCUUACUUCGGGAAGGUCAUGAGCUGGGAAAUCACGGCCUGGUCGAUAAGAGCUAUGCCAAUGAUUCCCGAGAAGACUUUGCUGCAGCUCUGGAUGAGUGCUCCAGCAAAAUUGUCAACCUACAACGCUCAGCUGGCCUUUCAGAAACUGUAAGGUGGUUCCGUGCCCCGCAUGGAAAAUUGAGUGCUGCAAUGUCGGAGGUCCUGAAGGAUCGACGUCUGACUAAUGUCAUGUGCGACACCUACGCCUGCUGCCCGGUGAUCCAAGAUGGAGACUUCAUUGGUAGUUUCCUGGGAAAACAGGCGGAGCAUGGGUCAAUCAUCGUGAUCCACAUGCCCGAACACGGUUUCCGAGAGUGGUGCCUGCGUGGCAUUGAAGAGCUUUUGAAGCAGCUUUCAGAUCGUGGGCUGAGACCUGUAAGUGUGGGGAAACUGGCAGAGCUGGCAGAUCCCACCAUUGAGGCCCAUCUUUGAAACGACCCAAAGGGGUGAACCAUGGUGAACGGGUUCCGGUGCACCACUUAGAGUGGAGCUGAAUAUUCUAUAUAUCUAUAUUUAUUUCUUGUUUCUAAUAGCUUCUUGUUCCUAGUAGCGAUGCCAGGAGCCCCUAGUAGCGUCCUUGCUCCUACCCCCCCUUGGAAGAGAUUGUCCAUACCUUGGAGUCCAUACUUCUUUGGAGUCCUUAGGAGUUGUCCCAGACGCGCUAGUCAAGUCUUGGCUCGUCUGCACAGCUUUGUAGCCAUCGGUCCAAGCACUGGAAAAGGAAUUGCUC